UCCUUCUCUAGUCAUGGUUCGAGCAGAGUUGCAUGCGCUGUUGUUGCUUGCAAUAAUCUCUGCCUCAUUUGCAACCUAUUGCCCCGGCAGGGCAGUCUACAAAGUUUCCUUUCAAGGAGAAUGGCAGUCUGGUGAGUCACCAACAACUAGCGGCAGUGGAGAAAACGUUGGAAAAAGUUCACAACAAAGUCAUGAUUUUCCCCAGGGAGCCAUGUUUUCUCCGUUCGCAUUUGCCAGCCACAAUCGAGAGUACAGCAUGUGGAGACCGAGAAGCAUGGCUUCCAAAGGUGUUCAGGACGUCGCUGAAAAAGGAGACAACGCUCAGCUGCUAGAAGAAUUAGAGACAAAGAAGAGCCAAGGAGAAGGAGUCGGUUACAUCAAGAGUCAUAAUAAGGAAGUACCAGCCAGCGGAGAGUUCGUUACCUACGUCUCAACAGACCCUUACUUCCCUCUGGUCUCUUUCGUUUCGAUGCUCACUCCAAGCCCCGAUUGGUUUAUCGGUGUGUACAACCUCGAUCUGUGCAUAACCGAGGCAAUGACGUGGUUUAAACGCCGCACCGUCGACCUCUACGCAUGGGACGCUGGCACGGACAGUGGCAAGAACUUCACGGCCGACGACUAUCCCACAGAUCCACAGACAAAUAUCACGUUACUCAAGAGAUCGAAUGACCCAAUGUCAUCAUUCCAUGACAGUGACGGUGAGUCUGAGUACAUACCGAGAUUUGGAACGAUCCAAUUUGAUCUGGUGAAUGUGACCGAUGGCGAGCAACGGGUAUGCCGAGCUCUUGGUGAUCAGUUGUAUUACUUCAACUUCACUGGUCUAUGGACACAGAAAAACCAUCCAGAUUUAGACAUUCCCAAAGAUGCUAAUUUUUCAAUGGCAAUAGUGACAUCACACUCUAGUGAGUUUGUGUUGUGGGCCCCAGACACUGUUGACGAAGAAUCGGAAUCUACACAUGGAAUUGCUUCAUUUGAACAUGGGGACUUUAUUGCAGCUAAUGGUACCUCUGAGGCUGUGUUGGUGAUCAACAACGAUUUUCAUUACAUUUCGGCUAGCGCAAAGCUGACACCUAGUCCUGAUUGGUAUAUUGGGAUUUCGUCAAUCAAUGUGUGUGACGGUUAUUUCUGGAAAGAUGAGCUUGAGUUCUAUUUGCAGCCUUGGGAUGCCGGAACACACGACGGUAAAACGUUUGUUGGACAACCGGAUGAGACAAAGCCACAGGGAAUUAUAUCUCGAAUUACAACAGACACUUGGGGUCCUUUCAUAAAUCCAGCACGGCAACACAUUGAACCCCUAGGAGUCAUAAAGUUGGUGCGGAUCAGAGAUCCUCAAAAGGAUUACGAAACAUUUUUGCAAACUUGGAAGUCUGCUCUUAACGAAUACCAGGAUGAAUUAGAGAAGUGGAAAGCUGAAGAAUGUAACGCAGCUGAGUAACAAGAGCAAGUCGUUUACAACAUUUGCUGACAUUGUGCUGCAUGGCUAGCUAUAGUUGCUAGUAGUAGAGAUUAAUUAAGCAAUCUGAAUGUGCACACGUUCGUAUCUAGAUAAUUGCCACAAAUUUGGAUGUCGUUGUUAGCUGCAAGCUGCAAGUGCUUUGCUAAGUUUGAAACUGCAAAAAAUAGUUUUGAAACUCUAUAGA
This is a messenger RNA of Corticium candelabrum, 1640 nucleotides long. RefSeq names its product spondin-2-like. Gene Ontology annotation, cellular component: extracellular matrix. The transcript is spliced from 2 exons. Gene Ontology annotation, biological process: cell adhesion. NCBI's taxonomy places the organism in Eukaryota, Metazoa, Porifera, Homoscleromorpha, Homosclerophorida, Plakinidae. The record is from RefSeq and is a predicted model, not a curated record. Bases 14 to 1435 code for a protein of 473 amino acids.